GCUGACUACUUGGAAGAAAUUAUGAGGGAGGCCUAUUCACAUCCUGCUGUUGGAGGUAUCAUAGUGUUUGCAGGGUGGAAACCAACAAACUGCAAUGACACCUGCUUAAACAACAACAACUACGACACCUUGCCGAAAGGUUGCGCCAAGUUGUGCCUGCAUGACAACAGAUUCAAGAACUUGCCGUCCGGCGAUGUCGUCGACAAGUUGCUUCAAGAGUGGAAGACCAGAAACUUGAAGGGAGCGACAGAUAAGAAUGGUGUUUUUGAGGAUGCCAUUUCUCAUGGAGAGUACAAUGUGAAGGUGUUUAAUCCAGUUACUGCAAAGAGUUUGAGCAUGCAAGUGAAGGUGAUCAAUGAGAAAUCUGAACCAUUGGAUGUUUGGAUUUCCAUCUGA
Molecule: messenger RNA, 396 nt
Organism: Ilex paraguariensis (yerba mate)
Lineage: Eukaryota; Viridiplantae; Streptophyta; Magnoliopsida; Aquifoliales; Aquifoliaceae
Source: the annotation of a GenBank genome assembly